GUGUUUGUGACUCUUUUGCCUCAUUUGUUGUUGUUGAUGAAUUAAAAAAUUGUGUUGAUUUAUCUCUCAAUUGUUUUAAAAUAUACUCCAUUGUUUAAAACAAAAUGAGAUUAAGUACCAUUCUUAUGUGUGUUAGUAAACUACCUAAAAGUUUUUCUAAUUUCCCAGAUAAAUAUGUGAAAAAACAUACUGAAUUUGUUGAAUGGAAAACACCUUCAAGAGCUAAUUAUAACCCAACCACAAUUAGAUAUCGAAAAAGAAGUAAAAUUUAUUAUGACCGUUAUCGUCCAUGGACUCAAGCGUUUAGAUCUUUAAAUGAACCUAACAACCAUCAUCCUAGAAUUUGGGUUGAGCCAAUUGAAAGAUUUUACAUGUUCAUUGGUGAUAGAGUUGAAAUUCUCCGUGGAAAAGAUAAAGGUAAACAAGGAGUAGUUAAAUAUGUGGUCCAGGAAAGAAAUUGGGUAUUUGUCGAAGGUCUUAACGUUACCCGGUCAAUUCGUAGCUUGGGUACUUAUUCCGAUAAUUUGGUGACCCUAGUUGAACAACCGCUUCUGGUACCUCGAGAUGUUGCCCUUGUUGAUCCUUCCGACAAACAACCAACAGCAGUUAAAUGGAAAUACAAUGAGGCCGGUGAACUUGUCAGAGUAUCUGAAAGAACGGGUUACAUAAUAUUAAUACCAUUAGAAUCAUUUAAAACAUACGAUUACCUAACACCCGAUCAAUACAAGGACUCACCAAAAGAUACAAGUCGAGAUGAUGCAAUCAAAGUAACUUUCGAACCAGUUUUAAAAACCUUCGAAAUGGACAUUGCAGACCAACAUGGAAUCAAAGAAGAUCGAAUUCCCUACAAAACAUAUUGGUUCUAAUCCAAUUAAACUUCUAUAUUAAUCUACUAAACAAUAAUCUAAAUAGUCAAAUGUAAUUUAGUCUAAAUGACCCCCAAGGAAAUACCGAUAAUGACAAAAAGAGAGCAAAAAAAAAUUGAUCCAAAUCGGUGGGUCCAAAUUCAUCUUUUCUUAAAUAAAUUAACCAUCUUUACCUACAA
Panonychus citri (citrus red mite) is the source of this 1045-nucleotide messenger RNA. It is a transcript of the gene mRpL24, whose product is annotated as probable 39S ribosomal protein L24, mitochondrial. Bases 105 to 866 code for a protein of 253 amino acids. Lineage: Eukaryota; Metazoa; Arthropoda; Arachnida; Trombidiformes; Tetranychidae. Gene Ontology annotation, molecular function: RNA binding; structural constituent of ribosome. The record is from RefSeq and is a predicted model, not a curated record. Gene Ontology annotation, cellular component: mitochondrion; ribosome. Gene Ontology annotation, biological process: translation. The transcript has a single exon.